GUCAAUCUUCAACACACAAGCAUGUCAGAGAAACAACCAAGGAGUAUUUUGAGAAAUGCUCCAGAUUUGUACAAGGAAAACAUAUUAUCUAAUUACAACAGGCAAAUAGUGUUAGAAAACACCAAAAAAAAUGCACUGCUAAACGAUAAGCAGAGUGAAGGUAAUAAAAUCCGUAAGCAGAUUUUAUUGAAAAAGCAAAAAGCAUUGCAAGACGACGAUAGUUUGGAAAAAGUACAAUUCAAUCAAAAAAACUUAGAAGAAAAUGAUAAAAUCAAAGCGUCAAUGACAUUUACCAAAAUCGAUGAACCAAAGACACCAUACCAAGGUGCUGUGGACCCAAGUAAUGAUUAUUAUCGAACUGACAAUGAAACUGAUAGCAUCACUGAUGAUGGCGUUUUUAGUGAAAAUGAAGCAACCGUUGAUGAUAUAUCUAACUUUUCGUUAGGUGAACCUGAGGUCGAUUCUAAUCCUAUUAAAAUGGAGUCAUUGAAUGGUGGCACAUUGAUCAGAUGCGACAGUGAUACCGACCCAUACGCUGGACUAACUCCAGAACAAGCAAAGCGCAAGAGAUUUGAAGAAAUGAGGAAAAAACACUAUCACAACGAGGUGGUGCCUUUUAAACAUUUUGAGCCUGAUGACGAUGAAGAUGAGAGGAAUUGACCAUCGGUUUGAAAACCUAAUUGCAUACAUUUUUCAAUAGGACAUCUGCUCUUUCAAGCUGGUGCUCACAGCCCAGUACCUCAUUUCUUAAAUGCUUUUUAAUUUUUGGUUUCCUGUUUUUUAUCCACCACUCU
Messenger RNA from Ascoidea rubescens DSM 1968, 794 nucleotides. RefSeq names its product PP1-complex regulatory subunit GLC8 (gene GLC8). The transcript has a single exon. Bases 22 to 660 code for a protein of 212 amino acids. The record is from RefSeq and is a predicted model, not a curated record. Gene Ontology annotation, molecular function: protein phosphatase inhibitor activity. Lineage: Eukaryota; Fungi; Ascomycota; Saccharomycetes; Ascoideales; Ascoideaceae. Gene Ontology annotation, biological process: regulation of signal transduction.